GGGCGCACCAAUCACCUAAACUUUCCAAGUCCAAGUCCACCUUCCCUCUGCCCGAGUCAACACACCACUCCCGCCCGCUCUGCACCUUCCAUGUCCACCACCGCCCGCCCGCACUUAUCCCCCCGAUCAUCUUCCACCACCCGCAUGCACGCGCCACGGCCGGCCACAGCCGCAAGGCACCGCUCCACCACCACCACCACCUCAAUGGCCGUCCUCGUCACACUCCUCCUCGCCACGCUCCUCCCGCGCGCCGCCCUCGCCGCCUUCUCCCCGGACUCCUGGUUCUUCCUCGCGUGCGGCGCCAGCGCCAGCGUCGCCUUCCCGUCCGACUCCCCCAGCCGCACCUUCGUCCCGGACUCCACGUACCUCUCCAACGGGCGCGGCUCGUUCGUGGUCGCCACCUCCAACGCGGCCUCGCCUCUCUACGCCGCCGCGCGCGCCGGCACCUCCGGCUUCUCCUACCGCCUCCCCGCCCCCGCCGCGCAGGACGCGGCGGCGUUCCUCGUCCUGCGCCUCCACUUCUUCCCGGUCGCCACCCUCUCCUCCGCGCGCUUCACCGUCUCGGUCUUCGAGACAUACACCCUGCUGACCUCCUUCUCGCCGCCGACUGCCGGCGUCGUCAAGGAGUUCUUCGUCCCGCGCGGUGCCGGCGCUUUCACCAUCAAGUUCAGUCCGGAUGCCGGUUCCUCCGCGUUCGUCAACGCCGUCGAGCUGUUCCCGGCCCCAACGGAGCUGCUGUGGAACAGCUCGGUGGUGCCGGUGGGCGCCCUGUCGAGCAACGACCUGUCAUCCUGGCAGCAGGACGCGCUGGAGACGGUGUACCGCCUCAACGUCGGCGGCCCCAAGGUGACCAAGGAGAACGGCACGCUCUGGCGGACGUGGCUCCCCGACGGGCCCUUCCUCCACGGCGCCCCAGGGCAGUCGGUAGUGAACAGCACCGCUACCCGCAUCAACUACAGUGGCUACACAAGCGACCUGGCGCCGGACGUCGUGUACCAGACGCAGCGCGCGGCGAACGUGACGGCCUUCAGACGGGCGACCACCCCGGGCCUCAACUUCAAUGUCACGUGGACGUUCCCGGCGGAGCGGGGAGCGAGCUACCUCGUCCGCCUCCACUUCUGCGACUACGAGAUGCUCAGCUCCGUCAUCGGAGUAGGCAUCAAGUUCAACGUCUACGUCGCGCAGGCCAUUGGCACCAUCGACCUUUCGCCCAAGGACCUGCCCCAGGUGACCCAGUCGAACGUGGCCUUCUACUUCGAUUACGCGGCCAGGGCUCCACGCGCCGGGAACCUCACCGUCAGCAUCGGUAGGUCGCCGAAGAGUAUCGGGGCCGGCAUACUCAACGGGCUGGAGAUCAUGAAGCUGCAAGCUGCCAAUAUGAGUCCGCCGGCAGCGGUGCACAGCAGGAGGACGAAAAUAAUGAUCAUCGCGCUCUCGGUGGUGCUCGGCGCCGCGGUUCUUGGUUGCGUGCUACUCUGGUUUUUCGUCGUGCGGCCCAAGAGGCGGAGGCAGGCGGCGCUGGACGAGAAGGAGAACACGCAGAUGCCGCCGCCGCCGUGGACGCCGUACACGCCCGACAGCGCCUCCGGCUGGCCCGACCAGUCGACGAACCGCUCCAGCGAGGGCACCGGCGACAGGAUGCAGAGGGUGAGCACGAAGCUGCACGUCCCGCUGCCCGAGAUCAAGGGCGCCACGGACAACUUCCACGACCGCAACCUCAUCGGCGUCGGCGGGUUCGGGAACGUGUACAAGGGCGUGCUCCCCCGCGACGGCACCCCCGUGGCGGUGAAGCGCGCCAUGCGCGCGUCCAAGCAGGGGCUCCCGGAGUUCCAGACGGAGAUCGUGGUGCUGUCCAGCAUCCGGCACCGCCACCUGGUGUCGCUCAUCGGGUACUGCAACGAGCAGGGGGAGAUGAUCCUGGUGUACGAGUACAUGGAGAAGGGCACGCUGCGGGGCCACCUGUACGGCUCCGACGAGCCGUCGCUGUCCUGGAAGCAGCGGCUGGAGAUCUGCAUCGGCGCGGCGCGGGGGCUGCACUACCUCCACUCCGGCUACUCGGAGAACAUCAUCCACCGGGACGUCAAGUCGACCAACAUCCUCCUCGGCGCCGGCGAGGGCAGCGCCGGCGGCGUGAUCGCCAAGGUGGCCGACUUCGGGCUGUCGCGCAUCGGGCCGUCGUUCGGGGAGACGCACGUCAGCACGGCGGUGAAGGGCAGCUUCGGGUACCUGGACCCGGAGUACUUCAAGACGCAGCAGCUGACGGACCGUUCCGACGUCUACUCCUUCGGCGUCGUGCUGUUCGAGGUGCUCUGCGCGCGCCCGGUGAUCGACCAGAGCCUGGACCGCGACCAGAUCAACAUCGCCGAGUGGGCGCUGAGGAUGCACAGCGAAGGGCAGCUCGACAAGAUCGUCGACGCCAGGAUCGCCGGCGAGGUGAACGAGAACUCGCUGCGCAAGUUCGCCGAGACCGCCGAGAAGUGCCUCGAGGAGUACGGCGUCGACCGGCCGACCAUGGGCGAGGUGGUGUGGAACCUCGAGUACUGCCUGCAGCUGCAGGAGACGCAAGUCAACCGGGACGCGUUCGAGGACAGCGGCGCCGUCACCACGCAGCUCCCCGCCGACAUGGUCGUGCCGCGGUGGGUGCCUUCGUCGACCAACUUGUCCAUGGACGAAGCGGACGAGACGGUCAUGACCAUGACGGACGUCUCCGACAGCCAGGUGUUCUCUCAGCUAGACGCCCGCGGCGAGGGACGAUGAUCCAGUUCCUGCGCCGAUUGUACCAAUUGAUGUUCCUUCCACAUUCUCUGAAUCAUCUGAACAAGUAGUUCUUUCCGCGUUCUCUGAAUCA
This is a messenger RNA of Lolium rigidum, 2848 nucleotides long. Its product is annotated as probable receptor-like protein kinase At5g59700. The coding region runs from base 91 to 2757 and encodes 888 amino acids. Gene Ontology annotation, cellular component: plasmodesma; plasma membrane. Gene Ontology annotation, molecular function: ATP binding; transmembrane receptor protein tyrosine kinase activity. The transcript has a single exon. Gene Ontology annotation, biological process: protein autophosphorylation. NCBI's taxonomy places the organism in Eukaryota, Viridiplantae, Streptophyta, Magnoliopsida, Poales, Poaceae. The record is from RefSeq and is a predicted model, not a curated record.